GGAUCGAGCACAUAUGAAGUUACACAAUAAGAUCUAUAUCGAGUAUAAUGCGUAGCUUGUAUACAGGAACAGGUGAUUAUCCACGAUUUCGAGACAGCUUUUUAAAAACAUUAACUAGAGCCGGGUGGUUAUUGUGGUGUAAACCUGUUGGUUCUUGUUUCAAAUCAGUGAUGUUUAAUGAAGUGCAAACCAAGCUACUUGACUGUGAAAUAAUAAGGAAAUAUCCUGGUAAUAAUUUAUUUAACGUAUUCUUUAUUUCUGGUUUUUUUUCUAAUGUGCAAACCAGUCUACUGUGAACUAAUGAGGGACAUAGUUGGUAAUAAUUUGUUAAUUGAUCAAUUUUGAUCACAGUUUGAUAAUACAUGUAAUUUGUUAAUUAAUUUCCGGUGUAUUAGUGUAAAACUGUGUUCACCUUGUGUUUUUCACUAAUUUUAAACAUCAAACUGUUUACAUGUUCUGUUCUGGUGUAAAUGUUCGUUAAUUGAAUGUCUUACAAGUCACAAGUAAUUAUGUUCAUGUUUUUAUUUGAUGCAAAGACAAAUAUUUGAUAUGAAUCUUGACCGACCAAAACAAAUGAAUACACAACAGAACAAUUUGUUCAUUUUGUAGAUUAUUCCUAUCAAGUUGUUCCCUUAAUAUUGAAUAUAAGACAUAUUUGAUAUAAGUUUUUACGAAUGAGUGGGGGUUGGGUGGCCGAAUGGUUAACGCGUUUCAUCAUCAGGUCUGUCAUUGAGCCAAGUUGUGUGGUUUCGAUCCUCCGCUUGUACGUUCCAAGGAGUAGGGUUGCCUUUCCAAGCUCGUGGGCUUUCUCCGGAUCCUCUGGUUUCUUCCCACUGCUAAAGACCCAUACGCGCAAGCGAUUUAUUGAAAUAAAAUUGAACCAUGUGUUAGUACCGAAAUGACCUAGUUUGUAUCGAAUUGACGUUAGAGUUAAACUGCAUUUCCCUCUCUCGUUUUUACCCACGACUGAUUGCAAACAACAAAUGGAUACACAACAUAACAAUUUGUUCGUUUUAUAUUCUGUUUCUGUCAAGCUGUUCUGUUACUCUACAUUCUAUAAACUACAAUUGUGUAUAAGUAUUAUAAUAUUAAGACAUAUUUGAUAUGAUUUUUUACCGACGAUUUAUAUCCAACAACAAAUGUGUACGCAACAUAACAAUUUGUUUUUGUUAUAGCCUGUUUCUAUCAAGCUGUUCUGUUAUUCUUCAUUUAAUUGACUACAAAUUGUUCCAUGUGUUUUUAUUAUUAUUCGCCAUUUUAAAUGUGACCCUGUUUGAUUAUAAAUAUAAACAAACUAAUCAUCAUUAUAUUAACUUUAUAAGAUUAUUUCUAGACGUUUAUUGUUGCUAUUCGAUUAUUAAUAGAAGAAUGUUGGGGUUAGCUAUUCUGUUCCUUGCUUUAAAAAUUUAUUUAAAACUAGGUUCUGGAUGGUAUACAAGGUUUCGGUAUAAAUAUGUAGGGAAAAUAUAUUAUUUGCAAUGGUACAUUCAGCAAUCACUUGCGCUUUUAAUUAGAAGAUAUGGUAUUUUACGAGUCUUACUUAAACUGUGUACUCUGAUAAAUAGUUAUUUGAAUAAAAAGACCUAUAUUCACGAUGUUUAUUAUAAUUGGUUUAAAUGUAAGUAUAAGUAUUUUAGAUGGGAAAAUUUAGUUAAGAAUUUGUUAUCUCAGAUGAUCAGUAUAACAAUAAUCCUGACCAUUUUGUAUUUAAUGAUAAGGAAUUCAACUUUUGUACAUAAUUUAGAGAAUAAUAUAAUCUAUAUAGAUACAUCAAAUCGAUUAAAAACUAAUCAUUCGGUAUUUAUGCGGUAUGUUGGAGAAGAUGUGAAAUUUGAAUGCAAAAUGGAAGUAGACAAAUCAUGUCAAUCAAAUGUAGUAUGGUUUCGAAAUGGUGGCAGUAUAAUUUCUGAUUCUAGACAUGUCAUAUCUUAUAAUUCUAGUAAUAUUGUUAAUAUCACAACAUUACAUAUAUAUAAAACGAUUUUAUAUUCCACAUUACAUGUAUAUAACAUCCAAGAUGUGGAUUAUGGUGUGUAUACGUGUAGAUUUUAUCAUUGUUUUCAACAAAAAGCAAUAAUUACGUAUUGGAACGAACACAAUGAUAACGAAGACUGGUGUUUGCGUGAUACGAAAGAGACAUUCCAUCUGGGUGAGAAACAAUUUGAAAAAAAAAAGCGUUACAAUUAUUCAUUCUAG
This is a messenger RNA of Patella vulgata (common limpet), 2196 nucleotides long. RefSeq lists its product as uncharacterized. The transcript has 2 exons. Lineage: Eukaryota; Metazoa; Mollusca; Gastropoda; Patellidae. The record is from RefSeq and is a predicted model, not a curated record. Bases 1105 to 2196 code for a protein of 363 amino acids.